Molecule: messenger RNA, 4609 nt
Organism: Cydia pomonella (codling moth)
Lineage: Eukaryota; Metazoa; Arthropoda; Insecta; Lepidoptera; Tortricidae
Exons: 7
Coding region: 268-3630 (1120 amino acids)
Biological process (GO): engulfment of apoptotic cell; phosphatidylserine exposure on apoptotic cell surface; apoptotic process involved in development
Cellular component (GO): plasma membrane
Source: RefSeq, a predicted model, not a curated record
AAUUUUGAACAAUCGAUUGCUUGCAACCGAUUUGAUAUCGGCCAACACAUUUAUGAUAAAAAAUCUACACCAAUCACUCAAUUCAUUUGCCUGAAUGAAUGAAUGAAAAGAACAAAAUCAGCGUGCAGGGACCUGCGCCCGCGCCGCCCUACCGCAACAACCGCUUGCUAUCCUGUGCCAUCCCAUCCCACUACCUGGAUUUGUGCCUUGGGGUUAUUUUAUAACUGAAAUUAAGUAUUUUUAUUGACUGUAAAUGAUAUCCGUAAGAUGGCCGAGGUUUGUAGGCUCGGCAGUUAUAAUUUACAAAGAAAAACUAUUAACGACCACGAAGAAAACGUUUGUUUAUUAAAUGUUUUGUGUGUGUUUAUAUCGUUGGUAACCAUACUUGCUGAUUUGACUACAGAUGUAUUAGUAUUCAUUGAAUAUUGCAAAAGUGGAUAUCCAUACUGGGCACUGACAACUUCGAUUUUUAUUGUUGCGCCUAAUAUUAUGAUAAACGUUUUUUCAUUAAGAUGGUUUGUCAUUGAUCAAAAGUCCCAAAUAAGACAUUGGAUCACUCAUGGAUUUCUAGUGGGAUUGUUAGAAAGGUACAUUAUUUUCAUGCACAAAGUGCUUGAAUGCAAAAAUGUGGAAUCAAUAAAAGCACUAAAGCUAUUUACUCAAAUAAAUGAUCUCAUUUUAUUGCAUUUCUUAUAUGUUUUCAUCGGAACUAUUCCACAAAUUAUUUUACAAGUUUAUGGAAUUGUUACAUUAAAUGAAAACUAUCAUACAAAAGCAUUUGCCCUUUGUGCUUCGAUUGCAUCAGUGGUAUGGGGAUGCGCGAAUUACAUUUACGGCCUUUCAUGGUUUGGCAGUGAGAAAUUCCAAUGGAAUGCAUUUUUACUGAAACUUGUUUGGCAUUUUGGGAUGCUUAUCAGUCGGAUUGCCGGUAUUAUAUUAUUUACCAUUAUUUUUGGUAUAUGGACAUUAGUGCCUUUAGGCCUUCACUGGUCUGCAAUGACCUUUUGGAUUGUAACACAAAAAACUACGUUUUGUCCCAAUAAACUAGAGGAAACAUUCUACAAUGUCAUAAUGGGGCUUGUAUAUUGUUUCUGUUAUAUUAAUUUACGAGAGGGGCAUACGAGAUAUCGCCUGAUGAUGUUCUACACCUUAAUGGUGACACAAAAUUUCGGAAGUUUAUUUUUGUAUGUGAUAUCUGACUUAGAAAGGCAAAAGAAACCCUGGUCUAUUGCAACUUCAACAUGUGUGAUUGUGGGUACUAUAAUAGGAAUGUGCGCUAUGAUAUUCUAUUAUAGAUAUUAUCAUUCUAAGGGACCUAUACCAUGGAAAAAUGACAGCAACGAUAUUGAAUUAAAUAACAAAGUUCCAACAGCUACAGAAAAUAAAAGAAAUAAUAACAAAAGUUUAAAUUAUGUUAGGUCCUUCAAAAGCACUCAAAAGAUAAAAGUUACUGAAGAAACUUCAGAAAGGAAGAAUUGUGCUCAAGUACAACCAAGUGACAUUGACAGUGCUGACAAAAAGUUCCUACUAGACCAUUGGAUUGCUAGGUCCGGAACUCCAACCUUUACAUCAGCUCCAGUUGGUGAUAAUAGCAUAGAUGUUUCUAGCAUAGAAUUUCAUACAGUGGAAAACACUCCUCAAACAGUUAGCAAAGAAGACAAAAACUUAUACGAAAGGGGUAGGAUGAAAACCUUAGUUAAAAAAGGCAAAGGAGCCCAAGUGUUGGAUCUAACUGAGUUGACAUCAAAGAUAUCUGCUUUUGAAAAUAUAGAAAGCUCUAUAGAUAUUAUCACUGCAAGUAACCUUAAUUUACAAAAACGUCGUGGAAUUUGUUCAUCUGAUGAAUUAAGAGAUGAUUUAACAAAUGAAAAUUUGGAUGUUUGUGAAAUGGUUAAUGGAGAUUUUAUAAAAACCUCUAAACCACAACAUGGGUCUGAAUUUAGUCAUGAUACUGAUGGUUCCAAUAAGAAGACAUCCUCUGAUUCAAUAGACAUGGAUUUAGAUUUAAGUUUCAGUGACAUUAAUAGUUCAGAUAUAAACACUUUUAACGAAAAUAUCGUUCAAAAGUUGUGCUUAAGUGCUUUGAGGAAUAUAAAAGUUGGCAACCAAGAUGCUGAUAUUGAAAAUAUACAAAGGAUUGCUUUAGAUAUUUUAAAAGAAAUGUAUACCCGAAAAGGUAAAAACAACAAAGUUAUGAGCUGUGAGUCAUUUCCUUCAAAACAACGUGAUUUAGAUACACCAACUGAAAUAUUAUCAGUCCAUGAUUAUGAAAAUAUAUGUGCCGUUAAUAUAGCACGUGAAGCGUGGGGCCUAAGAUCAUGGAAUGGAUAUUCAGAUAUAGAAAAUUGGCUUCACGACGGGAGUGUAUUUAGAGAUAGAAGACGUGAUACAUUAACUUCUGGAAGUUCCGAAAUCAGUAGUUGUAUAUCUCAAGAUUUAAAAACAGCAAUUUUAGCAGCGCCGCCUUUCCCGAAAAAAGCUCCUACCUACUCCAAUGUCUUCGUCAAGUUUGAUCCAUGUAACCAAGAAGAAUACGUUGAUUCGAUCCUUUGCCAAACUAACGAUGACACUUUUCUUGCCAAACCAUGUAUGGUUGACACCGGGAAAGAUUAUUUAGAACCAAUUUUGGAAGAAUUAGAUGAUUUAGGUGAUUUAGAUCCAUCAAGUAAAAAGAGGCUUAAUUCAGAAAGUUCCUUAGUAGCGACUAUAGAUGAAAUACGAAAAGCGACAAUUGCCAAUUCGCCAAGAAAUCUAUAUCACAAUCGGAAAGAUCUACAUUGGUACUCUCCCGAAGAGGAUGACUCUUGUAAAAUGGAAUGUAAUCUUAAAAAAGCGUUGUGGAAAGAACCAUCAAAGUUCGAUUCAAGUAACAUAAUGGAAUCUCUACCAGAAAAAGAAAAUAUUCUCAAUGUUUUUCAUGAAUCCAAAUUUGAUUCACAUAAAAAAGGAUCCAAUUGUACCAUGACAUCAUCUUCUAAUACUUCUUCUCUAGAAAUGUGUGUUAAUGGUCGGAAAAAUGCUAGGAUCCGACAAAAAACAAAUGUGAGCAAUCUUAAAACACAGUACAAAAGGAAUUCCAUAAAACCUGAUCAAACCCUUCAAGAUUUGUCAAAUAAGGACAUUGACUUGCUAUGGCAACUGGUUACGGAUAAUUCCAUGCCACUUAGUUCUACUGAAGACCUAGCUUCUGGAAGAUUAACAUCUUCAUUACAAUCACUCAUACAAAAAGACACCACCACAUCAAAUGCAGAAUUACCACCUUCUAAAAUGAUGAACAUGAAAAAAAACUUAAGAAGUAAACCCAGACGUAAAUUUUCAAUUCUUAGAGAAAAGUUUGAACCUAAAUUAAACAUACAUUCUGACGAAGAAUCUUUAUUCCAUUCUUCAGAAAAAAUAUCUGCGUCAGCCGAAUCAGUUGUAGUUAGAAAUAAACUUGACACUAGCAACGAAAACAUCGAAAGUAUACCAGAAGAUAAAAAAAAUAAUGUGGCAUCUACAGAAGCUAAUAAUUCAGAACCAUUUAGAUCUGAUUUGAUAAUGUCGAGAACUAUGAAGGAAAAAAGAUCUUUGUUUAUGAAGCAAGUUCUGAGCCCACCUAAAUUUAAUACAAAGUUAAAACAUAAGGUUUAAUCAAGCGAAAUGGCAAAUUUUACAUUUUAAGUUCUUGUAAAUAUUUAAUUAUUAUUCGGUGUAACAACAGAUUGAAGUCAUUUAUAACACAGAUCUCAUCUUGGAUGUAGUCAAUUUAUUUCAAUUGCAUUAUGUUCAUAAAAUUUAACUAUAAGCCCGCUUCAGGCUUGUGUGUGUGUGUGAAACAAGAAGGCGAUGAUAGUAUAUAUCGCAAUCUCGCAAGAUAAAAAAAGACCGACAAAGUGUGAGUCGUUUCAACUGUCUAACUAUCAUGGUUCAUGAGAUACAGCCUGGUUAUAGACGGACGGACAGCGAAGUCUUAGUAAUAGGGUCCCGUUUUACCUUUUGGGUACGGAAUCAACAAAAGUCAAGGAACAUAACGUGUUAUACGGGGAAAGUAAUUUACAGGUCGCUUCGGCUCCACACAUGCUUCUGAAAGCUUCACGAUUUAAAUGUGGGCUGGGCUCCUGUUUCAUAAAUACGAUUGUCACAUUUUCAGUGCGCUGUUCCUGCUUUAGAUUAGAACCGCUUACAUGCGAGUUGAACUCUAGGAUAAUUGGCCUAUCUACAUACCUGUUAGACCCCAGUAGUAGCAAAUGGGACUAAAAAGCUCCACCUUUGGUCUCAUUAAAUGAAUGAUUACAAUUAAAGAGGUAGAUCGUAUUUUAUGUAUAACUGGUAGCUGCACAUGAAAUUUUCUAAAUGUUCGGAUGGAACUGCCUCACACAGGUAGAGUAUAGUAGGGUGGUCUUAUUUCAUCAAAUUUAAUUGUUUCAACGGGACAACAGCUGAAUGUAGUCUCUGGGACUAAAAAUCAAUGGUGUAUCGUGUAAUAAUUAUUUAUAAAAGUGAUUCAAAAAGACAAAACUUACAACUGUGAUUUGUGUGCCUUCUUUUAAAAUUUCAGCCAGUAUUACUUUUUUAACUCAUAAAUAAUGUACGUACUGAUUUUUUUAAUUACAUUUUUAUUUUGAAACAA